This is a messenger RNA of Eurytemora carolleeae, 4724 nucleotides long. RefSeq lists its product as uncharacterized. Bases 25 to 3912 code for a protein of 1295 amino acids. The transcript has 7 exons. The record is from RefSeq and is a predicted model, not a curated record. Lineage: Eukaryota; Metazoa; Arthropoda; Copepoda; Calanoida; Temoridae.
AUAAGUCAAGAAAUUUCAGAUAAUAUGUUUGAUGAUGAGGAUGAGGUAGAUGAGAAUGAUAUGGUUCUGGAACAUGGAGCAUUAGAGGAAACCCUGGUAGACCCGGAAACUGGAAUACACUUUUAUCAGCUUCAGACUGAGAAUACAUUAGAGAGCAUAGAUUCGCAACCAAACUUUCUCAGUUCUCAAAACUGGAAUGAGCGGAGAUCUGUGAUUCAGGAAAACCCGGCUCAGUUUCACCGUUCUACGGAGAACCCAACUCAAUCCAUCCGUACUACGGAGAACCUGGAACAGUCUCUCCGUCCUGCGGGAAACCCAAACCAAUCCCCCCGUCCUACUGAGAACCAAAAUUUACGCUUGAGAAGAGAAGAUAAUAAACCUGAACUUGUUUUCAGUCCCGAAGGAAACGAAGGAUUUAUGUUUACAAAUUUCUCUCAUGAACCUGUGGAACCUGCGAGCAGUACGCCUAGGGAACUAAAUGAAGAGAUGUUUAUGAAACGAUACAAUUACUCAUCAAACCUGGAGUUUGGGAACCAGAACCUUAGAAACCCUAGGUCGGAUAAAAUUGAGGAGAAGAUAAACAGUGUUAAAACUGCUUUCAACAAUCUCAAGUUAACACCACGUGAUACGUUCUCAGAUAUACCUUUUGAAGAAUCAUUUACCAGUGCGGGGAGCACAGCCUCGCCCCGCUCCGGAGGAUAUUAUACGGAUAGAGCAACCUCGCCCUCGGCAGCCUCGGUAACCUCAGUUCAAUCUGUGUCCAGUCAAGUUUCAGUAUCUGGCAGAAGAUUUCUUGAGUGGGAUUACGGAUCCGACCUGGGUUAUGUUGACGGUCAGCUCACGCAGAUAGAAGCUGCCAAGUCUCUCUCAACCCUGGAGAAACUAGCAAUCGGAAACUAUUCAGAGUAUCUCAAGGAUUCGGAUGAUGAGCAGAACCAUCUCCGACGUGGAUACGGAAGCAGGUUCCCUCCGGAUACUUUCUACGAUGAAACAAACGUAAGAAUGAAGAAGUUUGCUGAGAGUUUAAUGCGCCAACGUCAAGUACGCGAACAAGAGCGGUCUCGUCAGGAAAGAAGAUCAAAUUCGAAAGAGCGGAAGUCGAGUAGUCCACGGAGAUUUGAGAAAAGAAACAAGUCCAAGGAAAGAUCAGGGACGGAACACAAGGAUGAGUUGAGGUUGAUGGAGCAAGGAGCAUAUUCUCUCCCCGUGAUCCUGACUAAAAACUCCGAUAAGUCAACUUCGGAGGUUGGAUCUUCUCCGGAGAAACGGAGAGCAGGGAAGAAGAAGCGAAGUAAAAUCCGCAAAUCUUCGUCCAUGACAGAAAUAUCCGAGGUAUCUCGGGAUAAUGAGAUCAACAAGCGUUCUUCAAGUAAUGUCCAGCUAACCCUUCAGACCAAAACCAGGAAAGAGUCCUGUUCCAACUCCUCAAGUUCUUCCAGAACUUCACAAACCGUGCCCAGUUCUUCGCAGUACCAGGAGCAGGAAGUGGUUCUACCGGCUCAUCUUCAGGAUCUAUCAAUAGAAACAGAAGAUCAUCAAAAGGAAAGUACAAAGUUUGUGUCUCAGAGUUCUAAACUGAGUUCUCAAUCUCGACAAUCUUCUAAACGAUCAAUCAGCAACUCAUUUGAAACCGUGAUUGCUGCAGAGCCGUGUUCGUCAAGUGGAAAGGAUUCUAUAGAUACAGAGGAGGAGAUUCAUCUUGGUCUACUUCAUAACCCUGCUCCAGGUAGGAGGAGAGAACAGGACGGACGUAAUGCUUGGACGGAUAAAUCCUCUGAAGAGCGAGAUCUCCGGGUUUACAGCUCUGUACCCUCGACUUCGGACGAGGAGAACGGACGCAGGAGAAGGUUGGCGGAGAGAGGAACCGGGGGAGAUACAAGCACUAUGGAGUCCGUUCAGAUGAUUGACCGAGCAAAGAGUUUUGAAUAUAUUCCCGGUGAGUCAUUUCCUCUGCAGGAAAACUCUUCAAGUUACGAAUACCUCCCAGGGCACCUGGUACCGGAGCAGAGACCUCCAACAGUUCUAAAUCUGGAACUGGAUAAAUUACCCGGAGUCAGAAAAUCCUCUAGUUCCUCUGGAGCCAGAAACUCUGCCAACCUCCCGGAGAAACCCCAAGAAUCUGAACCUGGUCAAUCCAACCUAGAUAGAAUAUCUCUAGAGCUCCGCGGGAAAUCUAAAGAACUUCUUGCAGCAAACCUGACUCAGACUAAAUACUUCUUUAAGAAAUUAAAACGUUACAUUGACUUCCUCUCAACUCCGUCCUCAACCCUCUCCGAGUGCAGGAUGAAACAGCAUCUUGCAUCCAAGAUUUCAAGGUUACUCUCCUCCGAGGAAACUAGGUUAGAGAUGAGCAGUGAGUUGAGCCGAGGUGAGUCUAGUGCAUCCUGUCUCUCCGUCCUUCAAUCCGAACCCUGCUCCUACAGUAGUAAUAUCCCUGCUAGAACCAGUAAACCGGAGAGAUCGAAACGAAAUGAUCCAGUUUCAGAUGACAGCAGUCUUCUCUCCGGGGCGGGAAAUAUGCAGAACUGGAAAACGUCCAAGACAAGGUCAGAGGAAAAGUUUGAGAAAAGAGAGAAGCAACCAUCUGCUCCUCCUCAACCCAUCCCUCCCUCCGGACCCUCAAACCCCCCGAGAGAUGUCGAGUAUGUCGAAGCUCUGAACAGAAAAAGAACCGAGCAUUUAAAAAACUUAAAACGAGAAAUAAAAAUCUUGGAGAAGAUUGAACGAAAACUCUCUAAAGAUCCAAUCUCACCCUCAUCAGAGUCUUUAACUCUUCAGCUGCUGGAGAGUCCAACUAGAAAACUAACAUUUGUCAAGAACUCUGGCGGCCGGGGGAAUGAUUCCACUACCAUUACGGAGAACUUUCAAGAGUCUCGGGAUUCUCCGGAUAAGGGCGGAGGGCACGGAGCAGGACCCACCAGUGUUAUUGAAGAUCCUGAGAUACACAUCCAAGCAUCACGUUCGGAUAUUUCCUCCAGACUCUCUUUAAUAAGCGAAAAAAGUAAAAGAUCUGUUCGGAAGAAUUCUAAGAUUGUAUCCCACACAGAGACUAUCCAUCUUCAUGCCAAGUUUGAUUCCAUUACAACGGAGGAGAGUUUAAUGGGAGCUCCAUCCCAGGAUCGGAGUCAAUCUGACAUUUCUCCGUCCCUCCCCUCCUCCUCUCUCCGAUCUAAUAUAUCCAGCUCCGGAACCUCAGAGUAUAUUUUACAGAGAACUCAGCAUUGGAACAAGGAGAACAGGAAGGCAAGGACGAAUAAGGCUGGAUCCUUAAAUCAAUUUACGAAGAGCACCAAACCCGUAGCCUACUAUCUUCCCGUAAAUAGUAUGAGCCCUAUCAGAAUAGGUACCCGGAUACUUAGAGAAUCUUCACAGAACAGGCGUCAAGGAACACAUAGUUAUAAAAACCGGAAUAUUAUGAGCAUGUAUAUGGCAUCUAUAGACAAUAAUGAAAGACCGCGUGUGACUAUACCCAGUAGACCUAGAGAAGAUGUCACAAAACCUACAAAACUAUCCCUCCAGGACGCUCUACUCACAAAGCGACCAAACUUUGUCAAACGCUCCGAGAGACGGGUUCAAGUACUCAGACGUAUCCGAGAGAAAAGAGAAGAGCGGGCGAAGAAGCAUGAAGUCUGGUUGAAUAGUAUCCGAUGUUUGAGUCCGAACUCGAGGAAGGAUGUCCGUCCUGUGUUCUCUCCGAGUCCUGCAAUUCGUCUUUUCUCCCAUAAGGAGAUGGUUUCUUCAACUAAACACAAAUAUUCAACUCUACCUGAAGUUAUAAACAAGAAGGAAUCCUCUAGGAAGGAAGGACAGAGUGAAACCAAUAGAUUAAGAAAGGAUAUUUACAGCAGACAGUUAAAGAGAAGGUUACACAACGGAAAAGUAUCGUUGAACCAUCAUGAUAGAAUAUUUUAAUAAUAAUUUUAAGUAAACAACUCUUAACUGUGUGUUCCUUUAUACAUUUUUGUAGUCUCUUCUUUAACAUUUUGGCCAGGUUUUUGGAGUCCAUUUUACAGGUCAAUCGUUCAUUCCUUGCCCCCUCCCCCUUCCAUCCCUUCAAACUUACUUGUAAACUUGGAGAGUAGAUGGUGUAGCUCCCGCUAGGGGCAUUCAGCAACAUCUUUUCACCACAGUCUUCUUCUGGGAAUCUGGUCAUUCUCUAAAGAUUAGUUCAUCUCAGAUAGAUUUCUUUUAAAUAUCUUGAUAUUUUGGGACUCUCUAAUUGUGAUGGGUAACUGUCGGAUUUCACUACUUUGUUCAUAACCUUGAAUAGAGAUAGUUGAGUCACAUAUAGAGUUAUUACACCAGGACUCGGUGACUAGUAUAAUAGAUGGUUUCAGGUCAUUACUAACAACUUGAAGUUCAUUUAGUUUCCUAAUUAUACUUUGUGCAGUGAGAUAGAGAAUACUUAGUGUCUCAUGUUCUUGGUAGGGUUCUGCUCCUCCAUUCUCAUUAUAUCCUCCUUCUCUCUCUGGUCCUCCAAACCAAAUACAAAGGAUAAGACCAAGCAAGAAAAUAUUGAAGUAUGAGUCGUCAUUAGUGUCUCAUACUUUGUGGGUACCCCUGUAACAGUUUAAGGUUUAGUUUUCUCAAGCCGUAUUUAUUUUGUCUGUUUUUGCUACAUUUUUACAUUUUCAUAUGUAUUUUGUACAGAUCUGCAAUCUGCAUUAGUCAUGGUUUAAUAUUAUUGUAAAUUAUAAAUUGAAUAAAGAUGAAACAAGAUUAAA